This is a messenger RNA of Anopheles funestus (African malaria mosquito), 2270 nucleotides long. Its product is annotated as protein RFT1 homolog. The record is from RefSeq and is a predicted model, not a curated record. The coding region runs from base 304 to 2007 and encodes 567 amino acids. The transcript is spliced from 4 exons. Lineage: Eukaryota; Metazoa; Arthropoda; Insecta; Diptera; Culicidae. Gene Ontology annotation, biological process: glycolipid translocation; dolichol-linked oligosaccharide biosynthetic process. Gene Ontology annotation, cellular component: endoplasmic reticulum membrane.
AAAUGUGCUGUCAACUGUCAAAGCUGUCGCAUCGUUCCAACGUCACAACAAUUGAACGCAGCACAAAUCAGCUGUCCCAGUCAAGCUCGGUAAACAUAAAUAAAAGUCCCCGGUGGCAAGCAAAUUUCCUUCCCAAGGCCAGGGCAGUUUUGAGUCCAAGGCAAGGAUGUAAUAGUUGCGCUUUGAAGAGUUAAGAAAACUGGUCCCCUUCUUCUGCGAAGAUAAGUUUCCAUCAUCUUUGCAUGUGUGUCGUGUGUUAUUUGUUGCGUGUUUAGUUGUAAAUAGCCAAACAUUUAAUUCGCUAUGGGUCGAAAUGUUCUAGUUAGCAGUUUGCAGAAUGCGUCCUUCAGCAUCAUCUUCCAGAUUAUAUGCCGGUGCAUUACGUUUGCCAUCAACGCAUUCAUUGUGCGGAACGUUGGACGGGAAGUACUGGGGAUCACCAACGUACGUUUACUACUGCUAGAGAGCACUCUGCUAUUCCUGUCGAAGGAAGCGAUCAUCCGAUCAGCUCUCAGUUCGCGCCAUAACAAGCAAUGUAGUUGGGCACAACUUAUUAACCAGCUAUGGAUAACCGUUCCGGUAUGUUUCACGCUCGCCAUCCCUUGCUUAUACAUUUGGCUGAAUUGGCUUUCGGCAGUUGAUGUAAUGUAUGCCGAACAGUAUCGGUUCGGAUGUUUCGCGAUUGCCUUUUCUUGCAUCAUCGAAAUGACGGCAGAAGCGCCUAUUUUUGUGGGGCAGGUGUUUUGUUUCGUGAAGCUUAAAGUCAUUCUCGAUACCGGACAUAUCUUCAUACGGUCGUUUAUUUUCAUCUUGAUUGUGCUGAUGAACAAGGACGUUACUAUUUACGCCUUUGGCAUCGCACAAAUCACUAGUGCGUGCACAAUUAUCGUCGGGAACUAUGCAUUCUAUUACUUCUACAUACCGAAGCUAUUGCGUUACCGGAAGGAACUUAAAAAGGUAGACGAUAAAUAUGUACUUCGUGAUCGGUAUGGACAACAGUUUGAAAAUAUGGACGAUUUCCCGUUUGUUUCCAUCAAACAAAUGCUUCCGGGAGUGUUACCCAAUUCGGACUCUAUCUUCAACUCCGAUCUGCAAACGCUGGUUCUUAGCUUCGCAAAGCAAGGCAUCCUGAAACAAGUAUUGACUGAGGGUGAAAAGUAUGUAAUGUCUGUCAGCCCAGUACUUACGUUCAGUGAGCAGGCAACAUAUGAUGUUGUUAAUAAUAUGGGCAGCCUAGCUGCCCGGUUCAUCUUCCGUCCAAUAGAAGACAGCAGCUAUUUUUAUUUCACCCAAACAAUUGCACGCGAUACGGUACUUGCGGAACAGAAGCGUGAAAUGGUCCAGGAAGCAUCGGACGUCCUUGCGUACGUUAUGAAAACUGUAACCUCCAUCGGUUUGCUAGCAUUCGUCUUUGCGCAAAGUUAUUCCGGUACGGUGUUACUAUUGUAUGGUGGGGCAGAUUUCGUCGAAGGUGGACUUCCCGAGCUUUUGCUCCGUUGGCACAGUCUUGCAAUUGUUCUGCUUGCCCCGAACGGUAUUACCGAGGGGUACAUGUUUGCGACGAAUACAUCCAAACAGAUCGACACGUACAACUAUUACAUGGCAUUCUUCUCCGUCACAUUUCUGUUGCUAUCAUAUCAACUGACUAAUUGGUUUGGACCGGUCGGAUUUAUAUUGGCUAAUUGCUGCAAUAUGAGCUUCCGCAUCAGUUACAGCGUCUUCUACAUCAACAAACACUUUGGGACGGUUGGUAUGUCACCGCUGCGAAAGUCCUUGCCCGGACCGAUGUACCUGAGCGUACUUAUUGUAUGUGGCAUUGUCUGCAAGAUAUCUGAAGCAUAUUUCGGAGAACGAUCAAUUCUAUGGCAUCUGAUGAUUGGAGCUAUUUGCACUGCGUUGUCAGUUGCCACAUGGAGCUUUGAAAACCGGGAACUACUACGCACGGGAUUGGCACGAUAUCGCACACGAAAGCAGAGUCUGACUCCGAACGAAAUUCAUGGGAAUUGAUUCUCUUCCUUUCGUCAACAAUGAACCUGUACCAAAGACAGCGUAGUUGCGUAGUAAUAAUCUACGUUAAAAAUUUUGUUAUAAUAGUUUUUGUACUUCGCUAAUGCUAUAGCUAGAAGACAUAUAGAGUAGCUCAACAAAUUUGCCUGCUCCUUUACUGUGCACAACGAACAACGAAUGCGGUACCACAAUUGAUACUAAACCAUUAAAAUUAUGCGGACUUGUAAAUUAGUAAAGUAAACAAUAAAAUCUACUUCUAGGAA